Messenger RNA from Musa acuminata AAA Group (dessert banana), 2723 nucleotides. RefSeq lists its product as uncharacterized. NCBI's taxonomy places the organism in Eukaryota, Viridiplantae, Streptophyta, Magnoliopsida, Zingiberales, Musaceae. Bases 339 to 2501 code for a protein of 720 amino acids. The transcript is spliced from 5 exons. The record is from RefSeq and is a predicted model, not a curated record.
CAACCAGAGAGAGUAAUAAUAAGCUUACAAACAUCGGUGCGACGCCAACACCGCGCUCGUUGUAAUUAUUGCCAUUUGAUCGCUUCUGUUCUCGAUUCAUUCCCUCUCACCCGGAGAGCGAAGACCCACCCUCCUCUUUCCUGAUAGGAAUCCACGAACAAGGACUAACAGGUGGACUGUCAGAGUAACCCCCAGCGCUGCAGCUGCGGCAGAGCAAUCAUCACCUGCUCCGUCUCCAGAGCUCUGAUUUGAUUAGCGGAAGCAUCAUCCUUCGAUGAAAGCCGGAGAGCCCUCGGCGUCUGGUUUGCUGAAAGGAGUUUGGUUGUAUCGGAGGUGAAAUGGCUGCUGUGUUGGUCCCUGGUGUUCUCCUCAAGCUCCUCCGGCACAUGAACGCUGAUGCGAAAGUUGGCGUUGAGCAUUGCUCAUCUGUCCUCCAGGUCGUCAGCAUUGUCCCUGCUCUUGCCGGUGGAGAGCUGUAUCCGAACCAGGGAUUCUACCUCAGGGUGUCUGAUUCCUCCCAUGCUACCUUUGUCUCCUUACCUGAUGAGCAAGUUGACCUCAUCUUGAGUGAUGAAAUCCAACUAGGCCAAUUCAUCCAUGUCGACCGCCUCGAGGCAGCCUCCCCUGUGCCCAUUCUUAGAGGUGUCAUGCCUCUCCCUGGUCGUCAUCCUUUUGUUGGCAAACCUCAAGAUCUUGUGGCCACUUGUUCCUCGGGGUUGCUUGGCAGCGAGAAAUCAAAGGUGUCGCAUGGCUCUAGUGGCAAUGCAAAUGAUGAUCCACCAUCUGCAAAGGAGAAGAACAAGUCUGGGAAAUUGGAGGACGGUUCCAAAGUUGUGGUGGUGGAAAAGAAGAAGUCGUCACUCAGUCGGUCGAGCUCUUCCCUGUCAAAACAAUUGACUAGUAGUGAUGUGGAGAAGAAGGAAGUCCACCAUGUGAGGUCAAGAUCAUUGAAUCUGAGGUCAGUCCCUUCAUCUCCAUCGGACUGUUUCCCGUCGCCUGUGUCCGAGAAGCUCCACUCUGAAGUUAAGCAGCAGGCAAAGGUUAAUGUGCCAGAGAAGACUUCGCCUUCAAGGUUUGGAUUGUUGGGGAGGGCAGCUUCUGUUUUAAAAGCAACCACAGCUGGUAGGAAAUCAUCUGCUGGGACUUUGAUUGGAAAUUUGGUUCCAGCUUUCAAGUCAGGAUCAAAGGUUCUGAGGAAGAGCUGGGAAGAGAACAUGGAGUUAAAGGACAGGGAUAAUUCUACUCCUAGGGCAACAAAGAAAGAGAUCAAACCUGAAACCCGAAGCAUUUCUGCUCCCCGAAAAAACACACUCACAACUGAGAGGCUGUCACAUAAAGAGGACAGCAAGGUUCAGACUACUGGAAAGAAAGGCAAAGCUGAUGCUGAUCUGGAAGAUCAUGAUAAGUCGAUUAAGCAACAGCCUGCUGUAAAGAAAACUUCAGUUUCCUCAUGUAAUCUAACCCCUGAAAGCUCAUCUACAUUUGUCCCCAGUAAUGUUUCUUGGGCAUCACUUCCAUCUUCUCUAGCAAAACUUGGAAAGGAAGUACUGGAGUAUCGAGAUGCUGCACAACGAGCUGCUAUUGAGGCCUUGCAGGAAGCUUCUGCUGCAGAGACCCUGAUUCAGUGUAUGAGCAUGUACGCCGAGUUACGAUCCUCCGCGGAGGAUGACAACCCGCAGCAGGCAGUGGAGCAGUUCUUGGCACUAUUCGGUACCCUCACCCGCGCCGGCCUCGUCGCUGACUCCCUCUUCAAGCUCGCUGUAACCUCACCGACCGACCCCCUGGGUGGUGACCCGACCAUGGAGGAGGCUCUCCGCGUCUCCGGGGUCCACCGGAAGCUCGCCGCUGCUUGGAUCCACACCGCCAUCGCCACCGACCUCUCCGCCUUCUCCCUCUACGGCCCCGGCGCUUCUCCUUCGAAGCAUCGGGGGACAACGGUCUCGGUGGUCCUCGAAGCCCCGCGCAAACCCGCAUCCCCUUUAAAGCCCUCGUCUUCCUCCACUUCAUCCGCCCCCACCGCCGUUUCUCAGAUCAAGCAGCGCUCGUCGGCUUCGAUCCAGAAGCCCCGGGCGCCUCCGCCGCUCCCCCCGCCGCGAGAGUGGAUGAGCGGGCAAGGCGUGGCGGAGGUGGCGGCGGUCGGGCGAGCGCUGAGGCGGGAGGCGAGGGGGUGGUUCCUAGGGUUCGUGGAGCGGUUCUUGGACGCCGACGCGGCGGCCGCGGACGGGCCACGCGACCGCGACCUGGUGGCGGGGACGCUGUCGCAGCUGAAGAGGGUGAACGACUGGCUAGACGGCGUCGGGGAGAGGGGCGGCGACGGGAUGGCGGAGGACGGCGGCGUUCCACCGGAGACGAUCGAGCGGCUGAGGAGGAAGAUCUUCGACUACCUCAUCGCGCACGUCGAGUCGGCCGCCGUGGCGCUGGGCGGUGGCCGACAUGGCGUGCCGGCGUCGUCGUCAUCGCGCACCUCGUCCGUGCACGAAUCACGGAGCGCGAACAGGUAGUAAAUUGCAACGGGUCACGUGGAGCGAUGCUAAGCAAUCUUAAUUCUUCUUUGGUGUCUGAAGGUCGUCAGCUGAUAGAAUCACUGGAGGGCAAGUGGCGGUCCACAAUAUGAAGAUAUGUAUAUUUUGUUGCUCAAUAUCCUAUUUAUUUUCCACCCCAAAAAAUAUAUUAGAUAUUACGAGGAAAGAUAUGCCAAGCUUGAAUAUUAUACAUGUUCUUUA